This is a messenger RNA of Lathyrus sativus (Indian pea), 1488 nucleotides long. The record is from the annotation of a GenBank genome assembly. Lineage: Eukaryota; Viridiplantae; Streptophyta; Magnoliopsida; Fabales; Fabaceae.
AUGGAAGCGAACAAGAGAGAGCAAAUUGUGGAUGUUGGAUCAGUGGUUGAAGCUGUUUCUGCUGAGGCCGGUGAUGCACCUCUUUACGCCAUCGAAAGCCUCUGCAUGCGCUGUCAUCAAAAUGGAACUACAAGAUUUUUAUUUACUUCAAUUCCUAAUUUCAGGAAGAUUUUAUUGUCCGCUUUUGAAUGUCCUCACUGUGGUGAGAGGAACAAUGAAGUGCAGUUUGCUGGUGAAAUUCAACCACGUGGUUGUUGUUACUCGCUAGAGAUCCCAGCAGGUGAACAAAAGAUGUUCAACCGGCAAGUGGUAAAAUCAGAAUCUGCUACCAUUAAGAUACCUGAACUCGAGUUUGAGAUUCCACCAGAGGCACAGCGUGGUAGUCUGUCAACGGUUGAAGGGAUACUAAUGCGAGCUGCUGAUGAACUUCAGGCCCUUCAAGAGGAACGCAGAAAAGUUGCUCCAGAGACCGCUGAUGCAAUAGAUCAGUUCCUGGUGAAGUUGCGAGCCUGUGCCACAGCAGAAUCUUCCUUCACGUUUAUUAUUGAUGAUCCUGCUGGAAACAGUUACAUCGAAAAUCCGUUUGCACCAUCAUCUGAUCCAUCACUCACUAUCAAGUUUUAUGAGCGAACACCUGAGCAACAAGCAUUGUUGGGAUAUUCUACACAGAAUGAAGGAACUCGUGAUGAAGUGCUGGAAAGUGAAGAAGCAGCGGCUUCUGGGAGAACGAGAAGGCAACCCCAUGGGUCAGUUGGGGCAGCAGCUGGUCAACGAGCUAUUGCACAAAGUAAUAGUGCAGAAAUCGCAGAUGCCUUAUUUCGAUAUAGUGCACCAGAAGAGGUGAUGACUUUCCCGUCAACUUGUGGAACUUGUACUGCUAAGUGUGAAACUCGAAUGUUUGUCACUAAUAUUCCAUAUUUUCAAGAAGUAAUCGUUAUGGCAUCUACAUGUGAUGCUUGCGGUUACCGCAAUUCUGAGUUAAAACCAGGUGGACGAAUUCCUGAAAAAGGAAAAAAAAUUACUCUUCAUGUGAAAAAUAUUAAGGACCUGAGCCGGGAUGUGAUUAAGUCUGAUACUGCAAGUGUACAAGUCCCUGAACUUGACUUGGAGCUGGCAAGCGGCACCAUGGGAGGACUUGUUACAACUGUUGAAGGUUUAAUUACACAAAUCAGUGAGAGCCUUAAAAAUGUCCACGGGUUUAGUCUUGGAGAUAGUCUUGAUGAACAUAAAAGAAGCAAGUGGCUAGACUUUCAAGCAAGGCUAAACAAGCUUCUUAGCUUGGAAGAAGCUUGGACUCUAAUUCUUGAUGAUGCAUUGGCAAAUUCUUUUGUUGCACCCGCAACAGAUGAUCUAAAAGACGACCAUCAAUUAACAUUUGAAGAGUAUGAGAGGUCAUGGGAACAAAAUGAAGAACUAGGUCUGAAUGAUAUUGACACCUCUUCUGCGGAUGCUGCAUACGAAUCAACAAACACUACUAAGAUUGACUGA